Molecule: messenger RNA, 815 nt
Organism: Antechinus flavipes (yellow-footed antechinus)
Lineage: Eukaryota; Metazoa; Chordata; Mammalia; Dasyuromorphia; Dasyuridae
Exons: 3
Coding region: 1-624 (207 amino acids)
Biological process (GO): mitochondrial electron transport, cytochrome c to oxygen
Cellular component (GO): mitochondrion
Source: RefSeq, a predicted model, not a curated record
AUGGUUCUCAAAGAGCAGCAGCAGAAAGCAGAAACAGAAGAGAUAAGAUGGUCACGUGCCGCAGCCGUUGGCGCAGCGUUGGUUCAGAAGCGUUCGGUCACGGGCUCGGGCUCCAGGUCAGCAUGGGACUGGCUCCCGCGAGGUCCAGGGGCACUUGGCCCGCGCGCCGCCUCUUCCCCGCUCCUCCGCCAGGAGGGGUGCUGGCUCGGGCCCCCGAAGUCCUCGGGAGAGAGGAGUUGGAAGGGGGCGACGAGCCGGGCCCAGUCCAUCCCACGGCCUCGCCACCACCGCCUCCGUCGCCUCCCGAAGUUCGCAGCCUCGACCGUUCCCGCAGCCCAGCGGGCAACAGCAGCAGUGAUUCCCCUCGGGACCAUGCCCUGGAGACGCCUCUCCGCCCUGUUCCGCAACCGCUGGAGCCGGAGCAGCCCCCCCGGGACGGGAUCCGGCCGUCGUUUGGAAUACAGCGAGUUCGUCGAAUACACCGAACCCACUGAGCCCCGGAGCGGGCCUGUGGAGCCGGUGAACGCCAUGGAAACCGUCUUUGCCUUAGCGGUGAUUUUUUCUUCACACUUAAUACCAUGUGGAUGGGUGUUGAGCCAUAUGGAGAGCUACAGAAGAGUCUAGAUUUGAAGAUGGGGAACAUCUACAACAGUCUUUUUCUAUAAAUGCUUUACCAAAAAAUUUAAAUUUUCAUACAAAGUAAAAAGUGCUUACCACUUAAACCAAUAUGACUAAAUUGAAUAUUAAAUAUUUUACAACACUUUGCCAUAUUGAUAUUGUUCAGUUCUUGUUAAAUAAAAUUGAAGCAUACAUUA